This is a messenger RNA of Lycium ferocissimum, 756 nucleotides long. RefSeq lists its product as uncharacterized. Gene Ontology annotation, molecular function: nucleic acid binding. Bases 1 to 756 code for a protein of 251 amino acids. The record is from RefSeq and is a predicted model, not a curated record. NCBI's taxonomy places the organism in Eukaryota, Viridiplantae, Streptophyta, Magnoliopsida, Solanales, Solanaceae. The transcript is spliced from 2 exons.
AUGCCUUUGACAAACAUAUUAGAGGUAGAGAUAUUUGACGUCUGCGGCAUUGAUUUUAUGGGGCCUUUCCCACCAUCCUUUGGUUAUAAGUACAUUCUGCUUGCUGUCGAUUAUGUUUUGAAAUGGGUAAAGGCAGUCCCUCUUCCAACCAAUGAUGCAAAGGUGGUGGUGAAUUUUGUGCGAAAGAAUAUCUUCGCAAGACAGGUAGAGGUAUCAAGUAGAGAAGUGAAGCAAAUCUUAGAGAAAACUGUGAAUGCCCAGAGGAAGGAUUGGGCAAUGAAGUUGGAUGACACUUUAUGGGUGUAUCGCGCAGCUUAUAAAACCCCUAUCAGAGCUUCUCCUUACAGGUUAGCUUACGGGAAGGCGUGCCAUCUGCCGGUUGAGUUAGAGCAUAAAGCAUAUUGGACAAUCAAAAAGGUCAAUCUUGAUAUGAGCUUAGCGGGAGAGAAGAGGUUGCUACAAUUGCAUAAGCUGGAUGAAUUCAGAUUGGGGGCAUAUGAGAACGCAAAGCUAUACAAGGAGAAGACCAAGAGAUGGCAUGACAAGCAUAUUCAACAUCGUGAAUUCCCGCCAGGGCAGAAGGUACCACUCUUUAACUCUAGGCUGCGGUUGUUUCCGGGAAAGCUUAAGUCCCGAUGGUCUGGACUCUUUGUGAUAACUAGAAUCACAUCCCAUGGUGCUGUCGAAAUACAAACUAUGGAUGGUGUGCAAAUUCUUGGUAAAUGGACAGUGUCUCAAGCGAUAUUGGGGUGGUAA